Pectinophora gossypiella (pink bollworm) is the source of this 4587-nucleotide messenger RNA. RefSeq lists its product as uncharacterized. The record is from RefSeq and is a predicted model, not a curated record. NCBI's taxonomy places the organism in Eukaryota, Metazoa, Arthropoda, Insecta, Lepidoptera, Gelechiidae. The transcript has a single exon. Bases 187 to 2064 code for a protein of 625 amino acids.
CACUUGACUUUGACGUUGACAUUUGCUGUUUUCUGUGUGUUGUAUUGUAUCGUGGAAUUGAUAAAGAAUAUUCGGAAAUAAAACAUUUUUCCCUAUUUAUUACAAUGAUAACUACUGAGCUAACUUGACCGAGUUUAUUGCCGAGAAUUUUGUGCAAAGGACAACUGAACUAACCUAAGAAUUGGGAUGGAAAGUGCCCGAAGCGACUUGAACGAUAUGAGUCGCCGAGCCGGGGAGGUUUUGCGGCGUUUACAGAGGUUUGUGGACGGUCCUAUGUCGAGGAAAAAGGUGGUAGUACUGCUGCUGAUUGUCAUAUUCCUGCUCCUCUACGUGGGGCCGACGAUAAUCAAAUGGAUGUUUGGUAGCGAGGAUUCCGCAAGUCAUCAGAAUGUGUGCCAGAAAAACUUCUUAUCACCGUUCGAUGAUGCCUUUCAGGAGUACGACGCUUACUUGAGACAUGAAACUACAGCCACUCUGUCCACUCGCAGCCAUAACUAUGUGCCUUAUGUAGGAAACGGAUUACUGGGACUUGCUUUAGAACACGACUCCCACUUAAAUAUCAAGUAUGGAAGAACUUUAUCACUACCCGUUUAUUACCACCCUUUAUACAUUGUAGAUGAUUAUGAGAUGAAAGAAUUCACGGUUGCUGAGUAUAAAAAGGGAAUUAUUCACAGGUUUCAGUGCAGCAACACUGGUAUACAUGUAGCAUAUCAUUAUUACGCACAUAGAACAAUCCCUUCACUAUUUGUUCAAGAGAUUUGGGUAAAUAAUCCUACUAAUAAAGGAAGGACUUUGAAGCUGAGUACACCAAGAGUGUCAGAUUGGUCUACAUCAGUGAAACAAACAAUAAAGUUGCACCAAGGGGUGGAUGCGAAGGAUUACGAAGUAGUAUCUGGUAUGGUCACCCUGCCAGACAGCGAUAAAGUGGUUGCUGUUGCAGUGGUGACCAGAAAAAUGGAAAACAAAGUUAGUGUUGAUGCUAGAGACGGUUUAGACAUGCUCAUUUUUACCACAGUCCAAUAUAGUACACCUAUCAAGAAAUCUGAGUAUGCUAAACAAAAGGACAUAGUUGAGAAAAAUGCCAUUGCAGAGAUGGAAAAAGUUAUAGCUUUGACAGGAGAUAGAACAGCAGUUAGAAAACUGAGAGAAAACCAUUCUAGAGUAUGGGAAAGUCUUUGGUAUACCGGUUUUUACAUUUCUGAUUCUAAAGCCGAAGGUAUAAUUAACGGAGACCGCAUUAAUGCCACAAUAUAUGCUAUUCUCUCACAAGUGAAGAGCUUGGAACAUGAAGAGAAUAUAAAACUUGCAACCAAGUCUGAUAUUCUUCGUACUUUAACAUAUUCUGAAGGCUGUUAUGAAGGACACUCUACUCUGGAUGCAUUUAAUUUGUGGAAACCUUUGAAUAAUUUAGAGAAUUUAAAUAAAGUUGCCAGUGUAUGGCUACUAACGUUAGAAAAGCAAGGUUGUCACAAGCUGUUGAAGGCAGGAGCAAGUGGGGUCAACCAGGCAAUGAUAUUAAGCUUUGGAAGUUUACGAUUCAGCAAUCAGCAUUUAGAAUACAAUAUACACCCCUCUAAACUACACAGAGAUUUUUUGUUCCGUAGAAUUAACUAUGGAAACAUGACUCACGUUAACAUAAGUGUUAUAGUCCAAGAAGACAAUAAGGCAGCAAUUUUCGUAGCAUUAGAUCGUUCUGAUAAAACUUACUAUGCUUGUGAUGCAGGCUGCUUAGACUCUCCCGUCCAGUUGGGACCUUACAGGAAGUAUUUCCCUGUAAAAUUGACAGAACCGUUGACAGCAAUAUUGUAUGUCACAGCGGACAGGCAGCAUAUGGAGGAUUUAAGACAUGCUAUUCAUGUCAGAGAAGUAGUUGAGGCACCAGCCCAUGAACAUCACGUAAUAGCUUUACAUAAGCAUGGUCAUUCAUUCGGAGCCUUAAAUCCAUUAUUCUGGAUAUCAAUAAUAGUUCUAAUAGUGGUCUUCCAUCUUUUCUUGUGUCGAAUAAUAAUGAAUGAGUUUUGUGAUAGUGGAGUUAGCUAUAGAAGGCUCUAUAACAAGCCUUGAAGGUUUUGCCUUAUAAGAAAGAUAUUUAGGUUGCACUGUCAUUGUUUGACGCUUGACUGAAUGCCAUGUAGGCUUUAGUAUCGAUUGUCACUUUAAAUUCGACAGCUUUCCCUGCUUUUGUGACCAGGCGAGGCGAUAGGAGACUUAUUUUAAAAGAUAUAUUGUAUCUAACCAGUAAAGUUGAUGGUCGGACUAUGAAAUUUAAACUCUUUUGUUAUUCAGAAUGUAGAUAUUAUUAUAUAAAACAACAAUUUGUAUUUAUAUAUAAAUUAUAUAAGGUCUUAUUGUUAUAUAAAAGCACUGUCAUUAUAUGCAUAUUAAUUAUGAUAAUUCUUCAUCUUCAUAAUGUAUGUAUGGAAAAUGUAAGAUAAUAGUAUUUCUUUACUUUGUACUGAAUAUUAAUGCGACUUAUCUUGAUCUCUAAUUUCCCUUAGCAAUACAAAUAGCAAUUUAAAUUUUAUAGCCUUAGAUAAUAAUGUUAGCAGAAAAAUUCUCAUGCAAUUUUCAGUUUUCGUUUCGCAAUCAAUUCGGUACAGUAUUCUCAAACAAAAUUAAAUUUAUGCUAACAACUUCACGUGGCUUUUAAAGAAUUUGUUGUGAGUGGUAAAAAAAAUCUUUCGUAAGUUUGCAGACUUAACUAUGGAAUUUGAAAAAUUUUAGUAAAGCAAAAUUCUUCCAUACCUAUAUACGGGUGAGGUGAAUAUCAAAAUGUGUCAAGUGUGGUGGCGAACUGUCAUAUAAUUUCUUCGUGAAAAAUUGGGGAAAUUGGGAAAAUUGGGAAUUGAAAAAUUCCUUUUUCAUGUCGGAACCCAAUUUUUUCACGAAAAAAUAAUAUGCGCCACCAAACUUGAAAUUUUGAGAUUCACCCAUACCUAGUUAUUAUCGGCGCGCGAGACCACAAACCAAGCAAUUUACUGUCACUGCCAGCAACAAUUCAUAUUUUCAAUUACGAUUAUUAUUAAGUAUUGUAUUAUUAAGUAUUCCUUUAGAAAAAAAAAGUCUUUUGCACAAAUUAUUUAUAAUUUUGCUUUGUUUAUUAACCCCCGACGGACUAGGAAUCGGUUUAUAUGUAGAACACAUAGAAUAUCAGCGCCGGUCAAAAGUAAAUUCUGUUCCUUUAGCUAUUACGUUCCAAUUCCUUCGUACUACAAUGUGCGCGGUUCCUCUCAGACGACGCCCUGAGGAGAGGUUCGCGCCCAACUGGACACCCUCAGGCCUUUUGUCUUAAACGUUGUACCGGGUGAGAGCCUUCAGCGCUCCCCAUUUGUCCGGCCAAGUAGUCAAUGCCACCUGCGGCAAAUCUACAAUAAGUCACGUCAAAAAAAAUGCGCAGUCUCGGCUUUUUAGAAGUUUAUUGGUUCUAGUUGUAUUACCUACAGGGCUAAUUCCGGCCUAACACAUCUGCACUGUUUUCAGUGACGUGAAAGUUUACUAAAUUAUAUUAAUCGGCUUAUUAGCAUACCAUAUGCGUGCGUCCAGUGACAUACUAUACCUCCGGUUUUUCAUAAUUUUCGACUAAUUUCUGAUGUUAACCUUACUGCACAAGAGACUUCAUAAUAUUAUAUUAUCAACUUUAAUUGUAAUGUAUUCCUUAAUGAUACAUCUAAAUUCAGACAAUAUUCCAUCUUCAAAGGAACCUUAAAAUGUUCCCACAAUUUGAUUUCUUUUUAGGAAUAGCUAUAUAGAAGCACAUUUGUUUAUUACAACACUAACGCCCGUAUUCUAAGAUGUUAUCUCCAACUCUCCUCGACUCCGACCUUUGGUUGAGAUGACUUUAAGGCCUUCGUCAAACUCCGCUCAAAAUCUUAGAGAGAUAUUACAUCUAUCCAACAUUCGUCAAUUAUGACUCAAACAAAAAUCGACCUUCUUAUUAUUAUUAUUGAGUACGUCAGACAAAAUUAAAAUAUCCUGCGUGGAUCAUACAUCCAGCUUAAGCUCCUCUAACCAAGACUGCCGCAUCCGGCACACAAUGCAGCCCGGCUAAGCCACCUGGGAACCGGUGCAGAGGGCACUCGUUCACUAUGUGAGAUAGGGUUUGAUCCGGUUGACCACAUUCACAGUGUGGCGAUUCCUUUAAGCCCCAUUUAGACAUUAUUACUGCACUGUGAUAGUUAUUUGUUUGUUUGAAUAAAAAGUCGUGAUUGACGAGAAAUUGGUGGAUAGAUGUAAUACCUCUCUUAGGCUUUGUCGAGUUUAUACUAGUAUGACGUCAUUGUUUUCAUAUUAUUAUGUUGGCAGUAUGUUAUGCUCGACUCCAGUGUGUAAAGUCCUCAAGUCGAGAACGUAAAAGUCAACUUAAAAUACCGAAAUGGUCGGCUGAGGGCAAGUGGAGGAAGAAUAGAGUGAACAUCUUAAAAUACGGAUGUUACUCACACUAUUCCUUCCUUACACUAUCUAUUAGUCCUAAUAUUCUAAUUUAUCAAUAAUUGUAAAUAGGUACGCGCGUACGCUAUGCGUAUAGAUACAUUGUUAUAAGAGUUGUGGUGUAUAUUUUUUUUAAAUAAACGCAACGUUGUAUGUUGA